Messenger RNA from Acanthoscelides obtectus, 462 nucleotides. The record is from the annotation of a GenBank genome assembly. Lineage: Eukaryota; Metazoa; Arthropoda; Insecta; Coleoptera; Chrysomelidae.
UUUGGACCGUUAAAUACUUUUAUUUUUUGUUUAUGUGUGGUUAAAUUUGAGUGAUUACAGCGCUUGUUUAUUGCAGCAUAAACCAUGUCUCGGUACCGCAAAUGCGCAGUUAGAGGCUGUCAGGACAGUGUUUCAGUACGACAUAGAUUUCCAAACCCGACGAAAUUUAUGUAUGUUUUUGUGCAAUGGGUGGAUUGUAUUGGUAAUGAAGCAGUGAGAGAUAUAGACCCCAUAACUGUUUAUAAUAGAUAUAGAGUGUGUCAUGCACACUUCACAGUGGAAGACAAUUAUGGUAACAACAGACUUAGGAAGGAUGCUGUGCCAUCACUAAAUCUUCCUGAUCAACAAAUAUCCAACGCAACUGAUGAAAUUCUUGGUUCCUCAAGAACAGAAUCUGGAUUAUUGCAUAAGUUACAUGUAACCAGAGAAACCCACUUAAGUCCAAAAGCUAAGCUAAGCUAA